AUGUCCCAGCCAAAUCCGAAUGAAAGCAUUCAAAUCGAUACCAGCGAUGACGACUCCCUCGUCGAUACCAAGACCCUCAUUGAUUCAAACUUGUCCUUCGCCUCCUCCGUCCGUGACUACUGCUACGAGAACGGCCGUCGAUAUCACGCCUACCGCCAUGGCCAAUAUCCCUUCCCCAACGACGAGGAAGAGCAGGCUCGACUGGCCCUGAUGCACCACCUCUUCAAGAUGCUCUCCGGCGGUGACCUGUUCCGCGCCCCCUUCACUCGCAACACUUUGACGCAAUCACCACAAAUCCCCUCUCGCAUCCUCGACAUUGGAACCGGCACCGCCGAAUGGGCCACCGAAAUGGCCGAGGACUUCCCCACGACCACCAUCCUCGGCACCGAUCUCUCCCCCAUUCAACCGGCCUGGGCCCCGCCCAAUUGUCGCUUCUUUAUCGACGACGCCGAGUCCGACUGGACCUUUUCCCCCUCCGAGGCCUUUGACUAUAUUCAUGUGCGCAGUCUGGGCGGAGGGAUCGCCGACUGGCCACGCUUACUCCGACAGGCGUAUACGCAUCUCAAACCGGGUGGGUGGUUUGAAGCGCAGGAAUUCGAGACCUUCGUCCUGAGCGAUGAUGGGACGCAUGCGCGCGCCACCCGGGUCCUGAAUUGGCAAGACCAAUUGAACCAUGCGAGCAAUAAAUUUGGAAAGCCCAUGAAUGUGGCGCCUAGACUGUCUGGAUGGCUGGAGGAUGCAGGCUUUGUCAACGUGGCGGAUGAUAUUUACAAGUGUCCCGUCGGCGGCUGGGCCAAGAAUCGUCGAUUGAAAGAAAUCGGUCGCGUGGGUAAAGUCACCAUCCUCGAAGUGGUCGAGCCCUAUACCCUCGCCCUCUUCACUCGAGUCUUGGGUUUCUCCUACCAGGAUGCUCUGGAAUACAUGGAGAAGGUGCGGGCAGAACUGAUGAGCAACAAAUUCCACCUCUAUGUGCUCUUUCAUUUCGUCUACGGGCAAAAGCCACUCGAUGCCCACAAUCCACCAUCAUGA
Molecule: messenger RNA, 1029 nt
Organism: Penicillium diatomitis
Lineage: Eukaryota; Fungi; Ascomycota; Eurotiomycetes; Eurotiales; Aspergillaceae
Product: class I SAM-dependent methyltransferase
Exons: 3
Coding region: 1-1029 (342 amino acids)
Molecular function (GO): methyltransferase activity
Source: RefSeq, a predicted model, not a curated record